Molecule: messenger RNA, 2145 nt
Organism: Pseudomassariella vexata
Lineage: Eukaryota; Fungi; Ascomycota; Sordariomycetes; Amphisphaeriales; Pseudomassariaceae
Product: fungal-specific transcription factor domain-containing protein
Exons: 3
Coding region: 1-2145 (714 amino acids)
Biological process (GO): positive regulation of transcription from RNA polymerase II promoter by galactose; DNA-templated transcription
Cellular component (GO): nucleus
Molecular function (GO): zinc ion binding; DNA-binding transcription factor activity, RNA polymerase II-specific; RNA polymerase II cis-regulatory region sequence-specific DNA binding
Source: RefSeq, a predicted model, not a curated record
AUGGACGCGGCUCAGCCGACUUACAUCCGAACUCGGGUACAGACCGCGUGUGACAGCUGCAAGGCGCGCAAGGUCAAAUGCGACGGGAAACGGCCGUGCGGUUAUUGCACUCGCCGCCAACGGCCCGAAACAUGUCAUUAUUCGCCCCAGCAACGGCGUCGUGCCGCUACCGCCGCAGCUGCACGAUCGCCGCCUCAGCAGCUUCCGAACUCCCAGCAUACGCCCCUGACUUCGGCACAACCGCACGGAACGGCGCUCACGCCGGCCGCGUCCGUGUCGUCGUCACGGACGCCAGACGGACACCAGCAGGACUCAAUACAAGUUGCAAAUCGGAUACCCGGCGACCCUGAUGACGAGACUGAAGUCCCUCGCGAGGCAAGGCUCCUCUGUGAUGCCCAAGGCAAGUUGAUAUUCAUCGGCGACUGUGCACCCCUGUCUUUCUUCCAAAGUGUUAGACAGCUAGUCGUCAGCCGCGUCGAUCAAGACGCUUUCGCGCCACAGAGUAGUCGGUACUCGGUGCUGGAAAAUGCACCGUCCGCAUAUCAUGGCUCGUCAGGGGACAGUCCACCCACCGUGUCUGUGGAGACUAUUGAGCGUACCGUUUCAGUAUAUCUGUCGACCACGGCUGGGCUCGUUGAUCUGUUUGACAACAGUCGAUUGGUGGAUGACAUUACACUCUGGGCAAGUCAUGGUGAUAGCUUGGAUGAUGCAUCGAGCGCAGUGAAUUACCUUGUCCUGGCUAUUGGCUAUCAGAAGGACAGUGAGGAAAUGGCGCAGGCGUACUUCGAGUACGCAAGGGAUCGAGCGUUCGCCAAUCUCGACGGCAAUCUCAGCAUGAGCACAGUGCAAGCUUUUGUGCUUGUGACGCUGUAUAUGCUUGGCGCAUGUCAGAUCAACGGCGCUUUCAUAUUCUUUGGACUUUCCGUACGCUCUGCAUUUUCAAUUGGUCUUCACAGAACCGAAGUCAACUCCCGGUUUGGACAUGACGUACAUCGACAUCGAGAUCGACUGUGGCGGAGCCUGAGGUCAGUGGAUUUGUUCCUUAGCACAUCUAUGGGCCGGCCUCCGUCGACGUCGGAUAUCGACUGUACUGUUCCUUACCGGACGGUGGAUGCUGAUGGCCAUGAGUCAUUCGACCUUCUCAGUGCUUCGGUACAGAUCUUUCUUAUUAUUGAAGGGAUAGUCGUCGAAGUGUACUCCAGGAGGAAAAUCUCGUUGGCCAUGACGGAAGGCAUUUCUCGUCAAUUGAGGGAUUGGUCAGGGCGGUGGCUCGAACAGCUCAAACAUGUUUUGGCUACGAAUGGCGGCGAGCAGAGCACCGCGCAGUUACACGGCGUGUGCCAGGUGCUUUCUACCUAUUACUAUGCUGUUAUGCUUGUCUCACGGCCAUUUCUCAUGUACGAGGUAUGUAGACGUCUCUCCGACGGACCUCCAUCGUCUAGUAGGUCGGACGUCUAUUGUGGAAAGUCCAGGCUGGCGGAUGCUUGCAUCGAUGCCGCAAGUCUCAUGGUGGACCUCGUGUCGGAUCUAAUUGAGCGAGACGUCCUCGCAGGGAAGAAACCCUUGAUAGUAUCUUGGCUAUUCGCAUCAUCGAUGGCUUUAGGGGUUGGGCUCCUUGGCGGCUUCGGCCGCAUACUUGAACGCUACACUCGAAAGUCCAUCGAGGCUCUUGAGCACUUCGCCAAGUCAGACGCCCACGCCAUGCAAUACAGUCUCAUCGCCAAAAGUCUUCUGGCAAGUGCUCUGAGCUAUCUCGAGAAGAAGGAGAUAAUUGAAAGACUCCAGCGGACUGAAAGCAGUAGCCAGCUCUUCGGUCUCACGCCGCUAGAGACACCACGGCCUAGUAUAGAUCUCACUAGAAAAGAGGGCAGCUGGGUUAUUGAAACCCCAUCGAUGAUUCCAGGCCGAAGAGACUCCUGGUCGAGGCAUGACAACUUCUUUGGGCGUGGAUCCCAUUUCGCUGACUCGCCUGGUCGAUUCGGAGAUCUGGACCCGGCAUUUUUAUCGCUAUCUGGUUCUUUGCCUCGCACACCUGACCUGUCAUUCUUGAACAACGCGCUUGAGAACGACCAGAGCUCGGGUGCGUUGAAUCUCUUCCCACUCUUGGAGACGAGCGGUCAUAUUGAUCUGGCUCAUUAUUUGUAG